Syngnathoides biaculeatus (alligator pipefish) is the source of this 2808-nucleotide messenger RNA. It is a transcript of the gene slc45a1, whose product is annotated as solute carrier family 45 member 1. Gene Ontology annotation, molecular function: sucrose:proton symporter activity. Gene Ontology annotation, biological process: transmembrane transport. The record is from RefSeq and is a predicted model, not a curated record. The coding region runs from base 125 to 2521 and encodes 798 amino acids. Gene Ontology annotation, cellular component: membrane. The transcript is spliced from 10 exons. NCBI's taxonomy places the organism in Eukaryota, Metazoa, Chordata, Actinopteri, Syngnathiformes, Syngnathidae.
GAAAAACGAGACCUCCGAGUGACUGCAUCAAAGCAACCUAAACAGCACCUAUCAUGGCUCCCGUAAUCCAUUUGACACCUCUUAUUAUCAACCACAAUGGUUGCUCUAUACGCAUCGCCCGGAUAUGAAUGACGAGGCAGCCCGACAAGAGAUGUCAUCUCCGGGCAUGGGCACCCCCAGCGACCCCCUCCUGGCCACCCCCGGGCUGGGCAGGCUACCCUCGGCUCACGGUGGACUCUGGAGGAGCUCGCUGCCCAAGACGGCCAGCUUCCCGACAUCCUCCACCCGACUCCUCAGCCACCGCGCCAACAACUUCCAGCGGCAGCCCAAGCGACAAAAGCUGAUCCGACCCUCGCCGCCUCCGCCGCCCAACACGCCGUGUCCCCUGGACAGGCUAGACCUCAGCGAGCUCCCCCCGAGACGCACCUUCCAGGAGUUGCUCUUCAACGGCUGCAUCCUGUUCGGGAUCGAAUUCAGUUACGCCAUGGAGACGGCUUAUGUGACGCCCGUGCUUCUGCAGAUGGGAUUGCCCGAUCAGUUCUACAGCUUGGUGUGGUUCAUUAGCCCCAUACUGGGAUUCCUGGUUCAGCCUCUCAUUGGAGCUUGGAGUGAUCGUUGCACAUCCCGGUUUGGACGCAGGAGACCAUUUAUUUUUGCAUUGGCCAUAGGGGCAUUGGUCGGUCUGACUCUGUUGUUGAACGGACGGGACAUUGGAGGAGCCCUGGCGGAUACGGCAUCCAAUCACAAGUGGGGCAUACUCCUGACCGUAUGCGGCGUCGUCCUGAUGGACUUCAGCGCAGAUUCAGCGGACAACCCGAGUCACGCCUACAUGAUGGAUGUGUGCAGCCCAGAGGACCAGGACCGGGGGUUGAACAUUCAUGCUCUGCUGGCAGGACUUGGAGGCGGCUUUGGGUACAUCGUGGGCGGCAUCAACUGGGACCAAACCCACUUUGGAAAAUCAAUGGGAGGUCAGCUACGGGUCAUCUAUAUGUUCACCAGCAUCACCCUGGUGAUCGCCACAGCCAUGACUCUUACAAGUAUCCCCGAGCGACCUCUGCCAAAGAGCCAGCCCUUCGCCAAAAACCACCUGAAGAGUCCCAAUCUUCUUCUUCCUCCAUCGCCUCCCGCCCCACUGGGAUCUGCGCUGGCAGUUGAUGAAGAGGACGAAGAAGCUCAAUACAGCUAUCAAUUGUCAAAGUCAAGUCACCCUGACUCUUUGGCGCAUUCCUGCAGUGCCAGCGCCCGCCUCUGUGCUGGCCUCACUAGCCCCAUAUCCCCCUUGAGCCCCCUUACGCCAAAAUAUGGCAGUUUUAUAAGUCGGGACACUUCACUCACCGGCAUCAAUGAAUUCGCCUCCUCAUUGGGGACAUCCUACAUAGACAGUGUUCUAAUAGACUGCUAUACUGGGCAACAGACACCACAGGGGCUCCUGCCUCCCGACUCUGUGGCCAUGCCUCCGGGUGACUCCCUUGCCCUUGCCCCAGAAGGUUCCACAAAGGCAGAGAGGCCAUCUGAUGUGGUCUGUCAUCCAGACACAGAAGGUACCUCGCAGUUCCAAACAGCAUCUCAGGUCACAUCGGGGGAGCAGCCCGGCCCAGGACCACGUCGGGGUUCCGCUGCCGGAAUCUUGAAGCGACCUCAGAGUCUGGCACUCAUGGAGGACCCCAUGGCGACACAGAUAGUCGGCAUGGAGAACGGACGCAGGAGAACUGUGACAUUUAGCCAGCAGGUCGCAAACAUUUUGCUGAACGGCGUGCGCUACGAGAGCGACAUCAGCGAGAAUGCUGAGACGGGAGAAUCCCAAAUGUCAAUGAAGCUCUUGUGUAUAGCCAUCUACCGGAUGCCUCCCUCUCUGCGCAGCUUAUGCACUAACCAUUUUUUGGGCUGGCUGUCCUUCGAAGGCAUGCUGCUCUUCUACACAGACUUCAUGGGGGAGGUUGUAUUCGAAGGAGACCCCAAAGCGCCCCAUGACUCCGAGGCCUACAAGCGUUACAACGCUGGGGUCAGCAUGGGCUGCUGGGGCAUGUGCAUCUAUGCAUUCAGCGCCGCUUUCUAUUCAGCCAUAUUGGAGAAACUGGAGGAGCGCUUCUCUCUGCGCACGCUCUACUUUUUCGCCUACCUGGCGUUCGGCCUGGGCACGGGUCUGGCCACGUUAUCCACCAACCUCUACGUGGUGUUGUCUUUGUGCGUCACCUACGGGGUGCUCUUCUCCUCCCUAUGCACGCUGCCUUACUCUCUGCUGUGUGAAUACUACCAAAGCCCCAAGUUCUGCGGCUCAUCAGAGGAGGGCACUCGGCGCGGGAUGGGGGUGGACAUCUCACUGCUCAGCUGCCAGUACUUCCUGGCCCAGAUCCUAGUCUCGGUGGCUAUGGGACCCCUGACUUCGCUGGUGGGCGGCGCCCAGGGGGUGAUGUACUUUGCCAGCCUGAUGUCGUUCGUGGGCUGCGUGUAUUCGUCCCUCUGCGUUGUAUACCAGCUGCCCGCCGCGGAGGGAAGAGGAGAAGUUGAAACGGGGGUGUGAACAUCAACAUUCAGAAGAACACAAAGCGACCCCCUCCUCCUCUGAAGGUGGACAACACAGAGCGCCAAAAAGACUCUUUUGGGCGCGUUAAAGCCAGCAAAGCAGCAGCAAAUAUCACGUUGAAUUUCAUUAGGAAGCAACCCCUCCCCAUCCUAAUUAAACAAUUCGUAGAAACUGAUUACUGCUGCCUCAGUAGAAUAUCAAUAUUUGACUUCAUGUACACAAGCAGCUUGCUUUUUGAAAAUAUUGUCGCAAUAGUUUCUUCUUUUGUUCAGUGUGUAAAGAAA